Molecule: messenger RNA, 2456 nt
Organism: Daphnia carinata
Lineage: Eukaryota; Metazoa; Arthropoda; Branchiopoda; Diplostraca; Daphniidae
Product: tudor domain-containing 6-like
Exons: 2
Coding region: 560-2215 (551 amino acids)
Source: RefSeq, a predicted model, not a curated record
CUCACUCGAGGCAUUUUAAUUGAAUUAAGAAAUUUUACAUCAACAUCGUUCAGUUUUAAACUAAACCAGAUAGUCCUAACUAGGACUUAUCAAGAUGGUGGGUAGUAUCUUAGUGCAUGUGACCCACGUAGAUGAUUUUGCCCAUGGCCAGCAAGAGCCAUUUAUACAAUUCUGGGGUGUGACCCAUGAUUGGAGCUUACAUUUCCUCAUGGAAAAUUAUAUUGUCUCUGUUCAAGAUAAGCUGAAAUACAGAGCCCCACCUUUGUCUGUAAAAGAGCUAAACAAUAAGCAGAUUUACUGUGUGCUAAUCAAUGAUCAAUGGCACCGGGCCAAAGUACCAAAACUAAAACUGAGUUUUUCUGGAACAUUGGAAGUUUUCUGCAUUGAUUUUGGAGACACACAUUCAGUUCCUUUGGCAUCUGUGCGCAUUGCAGAUUUUCCUUGAUCUGAGGCAGAGCAUAUUCGAAACUGGCCUCCACUUGCUAGCAAAUUUAAUCUUGCUGACAUAAGUUUCCCAUGUGAAAAAAACAGAUCUGACACUCAAUGGAGUGUGGCAGCUAUGUUUUUUGUGAAGACCCACAUGUUAAACCAUACUUGGAAAGCUGUAAAAGUUGGCACAUAUGAUGGGCACCUAUGUCUGAGGCUCUUUGAUUUUACCUACCAACUGUUUGUCACUACCAUGAUUCAACGUAGAAUGGGCAUUGCUUCAAUGACAUACAACAAGGCUCUAAAAAUGUGUAACUUUAUAAACGAGCAUCCAGCAAAUUUCAAGCCUGUUCUCAACAUUUUGCCGGAAUCUUACAACAUUCCAAAUCUUGCCAAAACAUCGCUGCUUGCAUUUACUAGGAAUCCUUCCGAAAUUCCUGUGCAAGAAGCUUCACCGGCAGUUGUUCGCUUGGAAAACGUACUGAUGGAGACAGCUAUUUCUGGUCAGAAUGAGUCAAAAUCCUCUUUGUCGUAUGCACCGCAAAGAAAGACAUUUGCAGCACAACAAAUUAUUUCCACUACUGCUGUCGCCCCAUUCAUCAAAUCACUUACCGAAUUUUGGGUCCAGCUGGAACCGGAUUUGGUCAGCACCAUAGCGAAACGCAUAAGUAAACUGGCGGAUAAUCCUGAUUUCGUUUGCCGGAAUAAUUUUGUUGCCUCUGCUGGCAAACCUUGCCUGGCUUUGUUUGCAUCAGACGGCUGCUGGUAUCGUGCUCUAAUAGAAGAUGUGAACCACUACGCCAUCACGAUAUGCUACAUUGACUACGGGAAUAGUUGUGUAGUGGAGAAUAGCUGUUUACAAGAACUGCCACUGGAUUUGGUUGAGCAACCACCCUUGGCUUUUAAAUGUUGCCUGAAUGGAGCGGAGCAUUUUUACAAAGAAUUUGCUGAAGCCUUCCAAACCGAUUUAACUCAGCUGUCGGCUUUCAGCGUUAAAUAUUGCAACACCGUCGAUAACACUCUUCAUGUUCGUCUUUACUCCUCUGAUGGUGUUGAGCUUGUACAGCGCCGGUUAUUUAAGUUUCCCUUGAUGCAUGCAGUCCAAAAUUUCAACUUUUCUCCAGAAGAAAUGAUCUCUCGUCUGGCUGUUGCUUCUUACAUAAAAUCCCUUUCCGAAUUUUGGGUUCAGCUGGAACCGAAGACUGUUGGUGCUAUUACGGAACGUCUCGAAAUGCUUGCUCUUCAUCCCGAAUUCAUCAAUCAAAAAAAUUUUAUUGCUUCCGUUGGCAAGCCCUGCCUUGCCUUUUAUCAAGAUGAAGAUUCUUUCUUUCCUGAUGAUGGCCGCUGGAAUCGAGCAGUUGUUGAGGAAGUUAAUGGAGACAAAGCCAGAGUGUACUACUUUGAUUACGGUUACAGUCGCACAGUGAAAAUGAGGCAUUUAAGAAACUUACCGUCCGAUUACACUAAACAGCCGGCACAGGCCUUUAGAUGUUGCCUCGUCGGAGCGGAAUCUAUGUUGGAAGAAGAUGCUGAUUCCUUUGUCAAACGUUUUGUAAAACGUUCUAUUUUCGCAAUCAAAUUUUUAAAGGAAGUCGAUGGAAUCCUACACGUUCGUCUCUUCACGUCGGGUGGGGUUGAUCUUAUCGAAAGACACUACGAACCACAUGUUCUGCCAGAAACUACCGAGAUACCAGUAGAAGAAGUCGUCGAUGAUGUGGUCCCUGGCCCUUUUGCGUUCUUAAUUUUGACUCCAUCAAAAUUAUCAAAAAAAGCUAGGCGUCCGAGAUAAAUGUAAUCCCCAGAACACAAAAAUGCUGUACCUGAAUUUUCGAACUUAACGAAUGGUGCUAUUUUAGAUUUUAUUGGGGAAAAUACCAUUCCCUUUGUUCCCCUGUUGUAAUUUUAUGAAAUUGGAAAACUCGCUUGGCUUUUAUAUUUGCUUUUUAGUGACCACAAAAUUUUAGAUUCUUAUUUUAUUCAGGAAAAGAAACAGCACCUGAUAACAAUGUUACGCUCAAAACAUUAAAAUG